Messenger RNA from Geodia barretti, 930 nucleotides. The record is from the annotation of a GenBank genome assembly. Lineage: Eukaryota; Metazoa; Porifera; Demospongiae; Tetractinellida; Geodiidae.
AUGAACCGUCUCAACCGACCCUGUGCCGAAAUAGUACCGAACGACCCCAACUAUGGUGCACAGUGGAAUUUAGCUUUAAUGAAUAUGCCAAAAGCGUGGCAUAUUGAACAGGGAAACCCAGAAGUAACGGUGGCUGUUGUAGAUGGCGGUAUAGAUAUGCAACAUCCGGAAUUUCGUUCGCAACUUUGGCGAAACGUUGGUGAAAUUCCGGGGAACGACAUUGAUGAUGAUGGAAAUGGUUAUAUUGACGACUUCAACGGCUGGGAUUUCAGCGAUGCGCCGACGCUACCGGGUAACGGCGAUUGGACAGUACGCGAUAAUGAGCCUGAAGAUGAAAUAGGACACGGCACCCAUGUCUCCGGCAUUAUCGCUGCGGAGGCGAACAACCGAAUUGGGAUUGCUGGCAUUGCGUGGCGGUGUCGUCUCAUGCCGUUGAGAGCCCACUUCAAAUAUGGGGGCGGCGGGUAUCUCCAGAAUGACGAUGUCGCUGCGGCUAUCGUUUACGCUGCCGAUAACGGUGCACAAGUAAUCAACAUGAGCUGGGGAGACACAGUAAACGCCUUCAUCGUAGAAGACGCUGUAGCGUAUGCUUACGCUCGUGGAUGUGUUAUGGUCGCGGCUGCAGGAAAUGAGGGGGCAGUCGGGUCCUGGUACCCUGCCGGACUUAAAACCGUCAUCUCAGUUGCCGCGCUUAGCGAGGAGCGGCAGCUAAACAGCGAUUCCAACUUCGGUGCGACAAUUGAUAUUGCCGCGCCCGGUGACGAAAUUCUUAGCACAUAUCUGAACGAACUUAUUGUGCAAAUUGACACCGCCCGAAUGUUCUCACAAGAUGCAGAAUCCAGUAAUAUUGAAAAAAUUGAGAUUUUUGGUAGUGCUGGAGGGAUCGGAUUCACUAAGUAUUGGAACUGUGAAAACGAAACCGAAAUUUAA